AUGUUAACAAUGAGGAACAGCACCAUGGUCAGUGGAUUCAUACUUUGGGGUUUAACAGAUAACCGACAAGUUGAAAUAUUGCUUUUUAGCCUCCUGCUGGGCAUGUAUCUUUUGACAAUAAUAUGGAAUAUAGUGAUUAUUACAGUUACACUCGUGAAUCACUGUCUGAACACCCCAAUGUACUUCUUUCUGCGACACUUUGCAGUCUUGGAGAUAGGGCUCACCAGCACCGUCCUCCCCAAAACUUUGGCCAACCUGGUCAAUGGCCAACAAACUAUCUCUCUACCCGGUUGUUUCAUGCAGAUGUAUCUAUACCUGGUUGUGGGAACCACAGAGUUUGCUCUGCUGGCGGUGAUGUCCAUUGACAGAUAUGUGGCUAUCUGCAACCCUCUUCACUACUCAACCAUAAUGAAUGGCCGAACCUGCUCAUUGAUGGUGCUCUGCUCUUGGGCUGGGGGAUUUUUGCUUAUCAUGGCUCCAGCAAUUACAUUAUUUCAAAUGCCCUUUUGUGGUCCAAAUGCCAUGGACCAUUUUUUCUGUGACAUUGGGCCUCUGAUUAAACUGGCAUGCACAGAUACAAGUCUUCUGGAACUCUUGGUUCUCCUCACCGCUGCUCUUUCUCUUCUUGGGACCUUGACUAUAAACAUUGCAUCCUAUAUCAAUAUUAUUUCCACCAUCAUACACAUCCCAUCUACAAUAGGGAGGAAAAAGUCUUUCUCUACUUGUGCUUCUCACAUCAUAGUGAUCUCCAUCACUUACGGUAGUUGCAUUUUCAUGUACAUAAAACCAAAAGGCACCAGUGAAUUAGACUUCAGUAAAGGGGUGGCCCUUCUGAACACUGUCGUGUCUCCUCUCCUGGAUCCAUUCAUUUACUGUCUGAGGAACAGACAGGUCCAGGAUGCCCUGAGAGCUGGAUUUAGACAGUGUAUCACAUUUCACGAGAACCCAGUAUGA
This is a messenger RNA of Podarcis raffonei (Aeolian wall lizard), 954 nucleotides long. Its product is annotated as olfactory receptor 6C74-like. The coding region runs from base 1 to 954 and encodes 317 amino acids. The record is from RefSeq and is a predicted model, not a curated record. NCBI's taxonomy places the organism in Eukaryota, Metazoa, Chordata, Lepidosauria, Squamata, Lacertidae. The transcript has a single exon. Gene Ontology annotation, molecular function: olfactory receptor activity; G protein-coupled receptor activity. Gene Ontology annotation, biological process: G protein-coupled receptor signaling pathway. Gene Ontology annotation, cellular component: membrane.